This is a messenger RNA of Cydia amplana, 1488 nucleotides long. RefSeq lists its product as uncharacterized. NCBI's taxonomy places the organism in Eukaryota, Metazoa, Arthropoda, Insecta, Lepidoptera, Tortricidae. Bases 324 to 1484 code for a protein of 386 amino acids. The record is from RefSeq and is a predicted model, not a curated record. Gene Ontology annotation, cellular component: extracellular matrix. The transcript has 4 exons.
GUCAUAAAGCCCACGGCUGCUGAAAGAUCAGCACGGAUUGGGGAUAAAGAAACAACUUGCAGUUGUUCCCGGUCACAUUUCAUCACUAGCCGGACUAUCUGAGACAAAAGAAAAUGCCACGCUAUAUUACCCACUAAUUGUAAGCCUCGUGCGCUGAAUACAGGAGAUGAGACAAGUACUAGAGUGUUAAAAUCUUCAUUAACAUUUUAAUUGUUCACCUCUAUUCAUCCAGUAAUGACAUUGAUGGUUUGUUUCGGUAUUACCGAACAGCAUAUUUUAAGACAAACAAAGCACCUUUUAUAAGACGAGACACUUUCUGAAAAAUGUCAGUAGUGUUCCAUCGAUCAGCUGGAAAGAUGAUUUUAAAAAGUUUCGUGGCAGCUAUAGUGUUAAGUUUUGCUUGGAUAAAGUCAGUUACGGGCGGUACGUCGUACUCAAAUGUGUACUUGCAAAGUGGUCCAAGACUAGGUUUUUACGGCCCUGCGGCUGUAAGAAGCGCGCAACUCGCUCCCUUGUCCGCUGCGCCUCUAAUGUCAAGCAUGUUACCGCCUUGUGUAUCACCGUGUGUCCUUCCUAGUCAACAAGUGGCUGCAUUAACUCCAGUAGCAACCAGUAGUGCCAAUUUUGUUACGUAUAAGUCUCCGAUAAGAGCCCCAGUUGUUGUAGCGCCGAGUAAUGAUGAUGCUACGAGCUACGAGUAUUCCUAUGUAGUUUAUGAUGAGAACACCGGUGACCAAAAAGCUCAAAAAGAAACUAGUGACGGCUCCGUAGUGCGGGGCCAAUACUCGUUAAUCCAGCCCGAUGGAUAUGUCCGAGAAGUCCAGUACACUGCUGAUGAUAUUAAAGGAUUUAACGCAGUCGUUAAAAACUUUUUACCCAAAAAAGAAGUUAAAGCCAUCUCACCCCGUCCUGAAAUAAAAAACGAACCGCUAAAAGAAGCUCAAAAGAAAACAGAUGAAGCACACGAUCUCGAGCCUGAAGCACAUGGACAAGUUCAUGAAGAAGAACGUGGUCAUAAAGGUGAAAGUCAGGAAGUACACGAGGUUCAUACAGAACCUAAACAUGAAGAACAUAGUCAUGAAAAACCUGAAAAACAAGAAGAGCACGGGGGACAUGAGGAACAUGAAACCCACAAAGAACCCGCGCAACCUAAAAGUUAUAAGGAGCAGGGAGAGCAACCUGGACCGGAGGGUCACAAGGAGAACACACAUGAAGAACACGGCGGAACUAAAGAGCAUACAUCCCCAGCAGAGCACGCAGAACCAGAAAGCCAUGGAGAAUCCCAUAGGGCUGAGGAACAUGGGGGUGAAGGAAAGAAAAAGCCGAAAGCAACACAGAGCUUUGAAGUGUUACCGAUCGUUACUGAUACACUUGUUUCUUACAACGACAUCAUUAAGUGCAUACAAGCUGCCAUUAAUCGAGCGAAUACACCGCAACCGUUAGCAUCUCCACUUACGUACAUUGUAUUGAACAAGCCAUGUUAAAUAC